GGAAACUAUAUUUGGGGCGGACAAAGACGGCGGCGAGGGUCGUCAGCUCGCCGCCAUUUUGAGCAGCGGGCUGUGAGGAGCAGAAGCCGCGGCUGGAGCAGCUCCUCCUCCUCCUCCUCUUCAUCCUCUUCCACCACCAUGUCGCGGGAUCGGUUCCGUAGCCGUGGCGGCGGCGGAGGCGGCUUCCACCGGCGUGGCGGUGGCGGUGGCCGCGGCGGCCCCAACCAUGAUUUCCGCUCUCCGCCGCCCGGCAUGGGCAUGGGCCAGAAUCGCGGCCCCAUGGGGGGCGGCCCGCAGGGCCCGGGCGGCCCGCCGGGCGGAGGCCCGAAGCCCGAACCUCCGAAGCCGCCCGCAUCGACCUCUGCUCCGCCUUCUUCAUCCUCUUCGUCCGCCGCCACCACCGCAGGGCCUGCCGGCAGCCAGGCCGGCCCGGGAGCGCCUCCGCCGUCCUCACUGCCCGCGGGGCAGCCGCCGCAGCAGCAGCCUCCGGUUUCGACGGCCUCCUCGGCUCCUUCCGGCCCGGGCGGGCAGUCGCAGCCCAAGCCGAGCCCCAGCCCCACCCCGACCGGCGGCCCUAAGAAAGGACAAGGACAGUCGCCCGGUGGCGGCGGGCCCAAGGGACCGGGCGGACCCCAGCAGGGGCCCGGCGGGCCGCACAAGGGCGGGCCGGGGCACCGCGGCGGGCCCGGCGGAGAGCCGCGCGGCCGCGGGCAGCAGCACCAGGGACAGCAGAGCCUCUCCUCGCAGCAGGGCUCGGGCGGCGGCGGCGGCGAGAAGCUCUCGGACGAGGGAUUUAAAGCAAACCUCUCUCUUCUGAGGCGACCCGGGGAGAAGACCUAUACUCAGCGUUGCCGCUUGUUUGUUGGGAAUUUACCUGCUGAUAUAACGGACGAAGACUUUAAGAGACUGUUCGCCAAAUAUGGGGAGCCGGGAGAGGUUUUUAUCAACAAGGGAAAAGGCUUUGGAUUCAUUAAAUUGGAAUCUAGAGCUCUGGCAGAAAUUGCGAAGGCAGAACUGGAUGAUACCCCGAUGAGGGGUCGGCAGCUUCGUGUUCGGUUUGCCACACACGCUGCUGCUCUAUCAGUGCGUAAUCUUUCACCCUAUGUGUCCAACGAGUUACUGGAGGAAGCUUUUUCCCAAUUUGGUCCAGUGGAAAGAGCUGUUGUGAUUGUAGAUGAUCGAGGUAGAUCAACAGGAAAAGGCAUUGUUGAAUUUGCAUCAAAGCCAGCUGCAAGAAAAGCAUUUGAACGGUGUACUGAAGGAGUGUUUUUGUUGACAACAACUCCUAGACCAGUUAUUGUGGAACCAUUGGAACAACUGGAUGAUGAAGAUGGUCUUCCAGAAAAGCUUGCUCAGAAGAAUCCGAUGUAUCAAAAGGAAAGAGAGACUCCUCCUCGUUUUGCCCAGCCUGGCAGUUUUGAGUUUGAAUAUUCCCAGAGGUGGAAAUCUUUAGAUGAGAUGGAAAAACAGCAGAGAGAGCAAGUGGCAAAAAACAUGAAAGAUGCCAAGGACAAACUUGAAAGUGAGAUGGAAGAUGCUUAUCACGAGCAUCAGGCAAACCUCUUGCGUCAAGACCUCAUGAGGCGUCAGGAGGAGCUGAGACGUAUGGAAGAACUCCAUAACCAAGAGAUGCAGAAACGCAAGGAAAUUCAGCUGAGGCAGGAGGAGGAGCGUCGCAGGCGGGAAGAGGAAAUGAUGAUCCGUCAGCGGGAGAUGGAAGAACAAAUGAGAAGGCAGAGGGAAGAGAAUUAUAGUAGAAUGGGUUACAUGGAUCCAAGAGAGAGAGACAUGAGAAUGGGUGGUGCCACCACAAUGAACAUGGGAGAUCCUUAUGCUUCUGCAGCCCAGAAAUUCCCACCUCUUGGAGGUGGUGGCGGCAUAGGUUAUGAAGCUAAUCCAGGAGUUGGCCAAGCAGCCAUAAGUGGUUCUAUGAUGGGAAGUGACAUGCGUCCUGAACGCUUUGGGCAGGGAGGUGCGGGGCCCGUGGGUGGCCAGGGUCCUAGAGGAAUGGGGCCUGGAACACCAACAGGAUAUGGUAGAGGGAGAGAAGAAUAUGAAGGCCCAAACAAAAAGCCCCGAUUUUAGAUGUGACCUGUAGUUUCAUUCCAGUUUGUUUUUUGUCUGUCUUGUUUAGACACCAACUUUUUAAUUCUUGCAUUUUAGUAAGAAAGCUACGUUUUUAUGGAUGUUAGAAACUUACUGACCUAAUAUUUGUAAGUGGUCUGUUUGGGCGAGUACAAUUUAAUUAUGUAAUGCAGUGUUUCAAAACAAAUUUAGCUGUUUUUUUUGAUGUAUAACGUCCCUAACUUGAUGGCAGUGUACCUUGUGCCACUGAAUUCCCAAAGUGUACCAACUUUUUUUUACUGUGCUUCAAAUAAAUAGAAAACUAAAUGUAGUAGCUCUUCUUGCCAUUCGUGGUUAAAACAUACGAGGCUAAAUACCACACCUCCUGCAGUAAACACAGUCUUGAGUAGAGGUCAAACUAGACCAGAGCGUGUGGAAGUGUGGUGAAGAGUGAGAUCUCUUCCCCUGAUGCCUCUAGCUAAAGAUUGGGUCAAACAGUAGCCUAACCUUUCCCAUAGGUGCAGAUUUUUUUUUUUGAGCAUUAAUUGUGCUGCAAUAAGGAAGCAAAUGGAAAUCUUGCAAGUGCUGUCAGAUACAGUAAUUCAAGCUACACUGCAAGCAGUGCAGUAUGUAAUGAAUUUCCUCCUGUAGCUAUGGAUAACGGGUGGUGGGAUGGUAGCUCUUAACCACCUUGGCAGUUACUGCUUGGAAUCUUUUUAAAGACUUUAAGCAGAAGACUAGCAAUGGUUAUUUUAAAAUAAAUUCAUAGAAUGACUUGUAUUGGCUGACUUCCUGACUAAAGGAUUGUUAAUGUGAUAUUUAUAUGCUCUUAAGCUGUCUUGAGAUUACAGCAUCUGGCCUUGCUCCGUAUUGUAUACCUGAAAUUGCUUGGCAAAAAGACCAGAAGCAUUACUCGAGUGAUUAAGUCCUCCUGCUAAUUGAGUGGGCUAAUCUGCAUAGAUCAGAAUACAGUAAUUUGUGUUAUGGGGGACUGACUGCAGGAACUAUUCUUAAAUCGUGUAGCUGGUGGGCAAAUCCUAAAAUCCUGUCUGUAAAAUACAGAAACUAGCUUGCUUGCAUGAUGGUUAUUGCUUUUUUAUUAUUGAUGUUUGGAGAUAAUGCAUCUAAAGUAGUAUCUGAAUCUGGAGUUUAAUAGUUAACACGACGCAGUACAAAUAAACUCCCUUUAAGGUUCUUUUGUAGAAGACUUGAUGAAUUCGUUAGCUUGCUGUUCAUUUCAUUAAGCCACAGAAGAAUUUCAAAGCAUUCUGGACUCAUUGAUAAGGUAGCUGCUUUGCUUAUUAUUACAUUGUACCAGAUAAGCUGGGAACGUGACUUCCCAGCGUAAAAUACCUUGGUGUUAAGGCAGGAUACAUCAACCUGCUUGGCACAAAGUAGGUAAACUUAUUUUAUCUGUACCUUCACAUGAUUCCCCAGCUGCUGAGCAUUCUGUGAGUAGCUUUAAUCUUCCAAAGAUCUUUUCCAUUCCUUGUGCUAAGCAUUGGCUAAUUCUAAAUUCUAUGUCAAAUUUUCUCUUUUUAGUGUCAGUAGUAUUUAAGGGAGCAGAUGAUCCCUCUUGAAGUACUCUGAGUGCUGUUACUCCUUAAAUGAAAACAAAAUAGCAUGAUGUGAAAUGCUGAUACCAGGUAACACUGACUUGAAGCGCACUAAAGAGCCACUCAGCUUGUUUGGUGGAUGCUUCUUAUCACCCCACAAAAGUUUGGGAGUUGAUGAACAUGUUACAACAACGAAUUGCUAUUCAGGAAAUUCCCAAUUGGCAGUUCCUAAUCUGUGAUCAAGUUAAUUUGGGAGAACUUUGGAUACUUUAGUUUAAAAAACAUCAGUACCGAUGCAAUUUGCUUUAUUGAAGUAGUGUUAACUGAUGCCUGUGUUCUCUGGAAGGGUGUUCGUGGGACACCCACCAAAGGUGAAGGUGUCUGAGAUGGGCCAUUCUGAACAUAAACAUUAAAUUAAUUUCUUUUUCAGUUUAUUUUUCAGAUUACAUGUCAUUCUUUAUUAAAGAGAUGCUGGUGCAUAUCCCUAAAGUAUGUUCUUUUGUAGUUCUGUAACUUGGAAGAGUUGAAGGAUGCUGAUGUCCUUGUACCUUGCAGAGGUUGUCUUUUGGUACCCCUGUUUUGUAUGUAAGCUCCUGUUGCUAGGUAUCAAAAAUAGCAAACCCAUGAUGAGUAAACCUACUGAAAGAUUUGGCAGUUUUCAAAACAUCUGAAAGUUUGGUUACCUCUAGCUUUGUCGUAGCUGCAGAAGCAGAAUCGCUAAAACAACUUCUGCUUUGAGUUGCAUGGAUUAAACAGGCAUACAAUUAACUAGCCAACUUCUUUUCAAGACCAUUUAAAGGUGGUGUCUUAAAAGCUGGCGAACAUGUCAACUUGAGACAUCUGAUAAUGUGGGAGGUGAGAGAGUUACGUUCCUUUGAGCGGUUCCUAUGAGGUUUUGGACUUUUUUUUUCCCUCCAUAAAAGGAGAUUUAUGUAAUUGAAUCUUUUAAACAGCAUUUAGAAAAGUGCUUUGUUGGUCAGACCUGUUUUUGGAUGGUCUGGAUCAACAUGACACAUUUUUGUACUGGACUUUGAGGACAUUGGCUGUUGCAAUUUAGUUUCCUUUAUCAAAAAUGAGCCCAUUUGGACACUUGGAUCUCUAAAACCUGCAGCAUGGUAGAAACUGGUAUUGUUAUACACUUAUCUUCACGCUUUCUCAGAAAUGAGUACAGAAUAAUCUUGCCUUCUGGUGUAGACACAUGACACUAAUCAUUUAUACAGCUGAUGAGAAACUGAAACUGCUUUUGAGAUUUUGUGGUAUUUUUAUGGUAGAAAAGAAUGAUCUUGGCUUCUCCUUGGCAACCAUUUACUGUGGCAGCAAGUUUUUUGCUGGAGCUUGAGACUGCAAUUUACACUUUAAAAAAACAAAACUAGUGGCCUGCUACAUAACUGCACUUAGCCAGCAUUUCUGCAGUUCAUAACUGUGAGGAACGUAGUACCACAAAUGGCAAUGGACAUUAGGACCCGGAUGUAGUAUUCCUGCUUGCUCCAAGAUUCUCAUUGCCGACUGCGUACAGGUAGGUAACAAGCAAUAUAAUAUAACUUGGUGACUUUCUAUGUAAUCUUAUACUGUGGGUAUUCUGACAUCACACUUCUGACUGUGGAAUUACAGUGCAGCACUCUUCCAUACCUGUAUGUUAAGCUUGCAUCAAAGCUUGCGUGGUUUUCGGUUUUUAAGCUUUGUCUUGUUCAGAGUCGAUGAGCAACUUACUGUGAUUCUUAGAUCAGGACGUUCAGACCCGAUUCCUUUGUACGUACGACUCGGCUUGGGUGGAUUUUCCUUAGUUCCGCUAUAACGAAGAUGUUCUUAAGAGUUGAGCUCUGUGGGGAAGAGGGAAUGUGAUCUUACUCUCACUUAACUAGUCAACUAGGUGCUCUCAGUGCCUAGUUAAGGACUGUUUAAAUUCAUAGUGCCUGUCUGCAGCGCAUCCCUUUGUAGAGUCUUGGCUGGCUAGGACAUGCGGUAGUAAUCACACUCUGGCCUCGUGUGCACUACGUGAGAGUCACUUCAAGCUUGCUAAAGCAGUCAGCUUUCAGCCUGAUGUGCAAUGUUUUUUUCUUUGAGGACGUACAAAUGAGUGCUUGAAUGAAUAAUCCCCGUGAGUAGUUUCCUAGAGCCUAUUGGACAUUUCAGUUUGUCUUUAUUUUCAUCUUUGAUUGACAGGCAUAAUACAUUCCUCUGCCUAAUUGACAGUGAUGAGAUUCUGUAUUUUCUGCCUCGUAGAGUCUUCUUGGUAGUGUAAUGCUCAAUUUAAUUCUUCAUCAGUCUUUGGGAUGUAAUUCUAAACUCUUCCAUUGCUAGAAAUACCAAAUGCAGUGUUUCAGGAUGAACAUGCUUUAACGUUCCAGACAUCCAGACAAGCUGAUCUCUCCUGCUCUUUGGUGUUAGCUCUUGAGCCUGCGUUUCAAGGUCCCUUGUUUUUCAGCACAUGAUCUAGCUCUUGUCUGAUGCUCAGUUUAUUUCAGAGGUGUUGUAACAUGGGGGGUUUUUUUCUGCUUGUUCUGCAAAGUUCUGCUUUGCAUACUUGUUUCUGGUAUUAUUGACACAUCUGGACCCUUCUGUGUUAUCUUGCAGGCAAGACUCUUGCUGGUGACCAGGGGAUCUGCUGGACAGCCUUGCCCUCUGCUCUAGCUCUCUUUCCAUAUUCCAUCGAAUGCUUGAAGUAGCAGCUGCACUUUCAGAUCAUAACAACAGGUCUUUGGUUACACCACAGUGAGUGUAGCCAACCUCUAGCUAGUCAAGCAGUGACACUGCUUGUUGCAAAGUGAGUUUGGCUUUUUAUGGUGGCUUAACUGUUACCUGUGACUAGAAUUCAGUAGCAAAAACUGAAGGCAGUGUGUGUGCUGUCAUGUAGCAAAACCGGAAUUAUUAAUCUUUAAACCAGUGCUCAGAUCUGACUAGUUUUUUUUUUCCAGUGUGCUCUGGAUACUUGACCUGCAGGAAUGUUGUGGAGGGGUUACUGGCACAUCUGCCUCGUUCUAUGUACUUGAACUAGCAGGUUUUUGACACUCUUGGAGCAAGCAAUCUGUGGCUGAACCAUGGGUCUCCUACCAGCUCUGACUGUCUGCAGUAAUGAAACUUGGUGUGGUAGCUGACUUAAUAGCAAAUAGUCAUGUCUGCUCUAGGUGAAGAUGAAAGCUGAGUGAAGCCGGAGUGCUCAUCUGUGGGAAUUCAGGAGCUGAGCAUGAGCACAUCCAGCACGAUGCCCAGUGAAACAUGGAGGGACCAAGAUAACAAGUGCACAAGGCAGUACAACACAGAGCCAUUCCAGACCUUUGAAAUGGAUGAAAUACAUGAUAAUGUGAAUCUUGUUCAUUUAAUCUCAAGUCUGACAUGAGAACUUAAGAUCCUGGAGUCCAUUUGACAGACUCAGGGCCUGUUAAUGCGCCAGUUCCAUUUCCAUCUCAGAGUGAUUUCUGCUGGUAUUUUUCAUCCUCUUGUUGACUCUGUGCUUUGCACUUGCAGAAGAAGAAAAGUCUGAAUACAGUGAAGAGGAGCCAGGAACAGACAAUUCUAGAAAAUAAAAUGCUUCUGUUUUGUAUAA
This is a messenger RNA of Colius striatus (speckled mousebird), 7164 nucleotides long. RefSeq names its product splicing factor proline and glutamine rich (gene SFPQ). Gene Ontology annotation, cellular component: nucleus. The record is from RefSeq and is a predicted model, not a curated record. Gene Ontology annotation, biological process: regulation of DNA-templated transcription. Gene Ontology annotation, molecular function: RNA binding. NCBI's taxonomy places the organism in Eukaryota, Metazoa, Chordata, Aves, Coliiformes, Coliidae. The transcript is spliced from 13 exons. Bases 139 to 2085 code for a protein of 648 amino acids.